Molecule: messenger RNA, 1491 nt
Organism: Punica granatum (pomegranate)
Lineage: Eukaryota; Viridiplantae; Streptophyta; Magnoliopsida; Myrtales; Lythraceae
Source: RefSeq, a predicted model, not a curated record
UCAUCUCUUCUUGGAGCCACCCACACACUCGAACAUUAUUUUAUCCGAACUGAAUUUUGAAAUUCUCCACUGAGCUGGAGAUCUAUAAAUUGAUGAAGCCCUCUGAAGGAAGAAGGAAGAAAGAAAGGAAAAACGAACAGGGCCAAUUGGCGCAGAGGUUUGAUUGAUAUGGGACUGUGUGUGUCAUCCCCUGUCUCUUCAGAGAUACAUAACAAUGAGAGCACUGACCAAGAGAUCUUCCACGAGAAUGCUAUCUACUGUGAAGCUGAGGGAAAGAUUCAUCUUCCUAAUGGCACUCAGGGCAUGGUUGGCUCGGUUUACUCGAGGACUGGAAGCAAAGGGCUUAACCAGGACUCCGCCAUCCUCUACCAGGGCUAUGGGAUGCACGAUGGAGCGUUUUGUGGAGUUUAUGACGGGCAUGGGAAGAAUGGCCACCUCGUAAGCAAUAUCGUCAGGAACCGAUUACACUCUCUCGUUUUGAACCAAAAGAACACCCUCGCAGGCAUAAAAGUGCCAUCGCUGCAAUACAAAGAAACUGAGGAAAUCACAUCGGAAGAAACCGAAACAUCCCGGAUGUGGAGCAAGGCAUGUGCGAGCGCGUUCAAGGUGAUGGACAAGGAGGUCAAGCUCCAAGAGAAUAUAGACUACUCCACAAGUGGAACCACCGCGGUGGUGGUAAUACGGCAGGGUGAAGAGCUUGUCAUAGCAAACCUUGGAGACUCAAGAGCUGUGCUUGGGAGAUUGACUGAGGAUGGACGGCUCAGUGCUGUCCAAUUGACUUCUGAUCUGAAGCCUAGUGUUCCAAGUGAGGCGGAACGAAUAAGGAAAUGCAACGGUCGGGUCCUUGCCUUGAAGGACGAGCCACACAUACAACGGGUGUGGCUCCCACACGAGGACAUGCCGGGGCUAGCCAUGUCACGUGCCUUUGGUGACUUCCUACUCAAGAAUCAUGGCAUCAUCGCCGUACCUGACAUCUCCUACCACCGCAUCUCUCCCGAGGACCAGUUCGUAGUUCUUGCCACUGAUGGGGUGUGGGAUGUGAUGGGCAAUGAUGAAGUCAUGGCAGUGGUUCGUUCAGCAAUGGAAGUCGGGAACCCCACGGCCAAGGCAGUCGUGGAUGCGGCGGUGUCAGCAUGGAAGAGGAAGUUCCCGUCCUCAAAGAUUGAUGACUGCACCGUAGUGUGUCUCUUCUUGCAAAAGACACAAGACAAGGACGCGUCCUAAUUUAUGGAACACAAAAACAUUACGAGGAGAUUUAUAUUUGCAUCUCCGUCGUUCGUCUACAGACUUGGAGGAGAAAAUACCGACAAAGAAGGAAAAGAAGGGAAAAAAAUAGAAAGGAAUGAUAUGAAGGACAUUUGGGGAAUUUUUUGAGCCCAAAGAUGUAUGUAUGAAGUGUAUCACUUAUCACUUAUCAGAAGAAAAUGGAUUAGCAGAUUGCAGAUCAAAUAAUAGUAAUGCAAUUAAAGAAAGUAAUAUAAUUGGAUAUAA